Paramuricea clavata is the source of this 4522-nucleotide messenger RNA. The record is from the annotation of a GenBank genome assembly. NCBI's taxonomy places the organism in Eukaryota, Metazoa, Cnidaria, Anthozoa, Malacalcyonacea, Plexauridae.
AUGUUCACAAGGGAGACAAGUGACUGUGAGAGACUGUAUAGUUUAGACGUCUUGGGAGUCGAGGACAGAGGAGACACCAACAGUGAAAUUCUGAAUGAGUUUACGGAGAACCUUACGAGAAAGGAGGACGGGGGUAUGAGGUCAGUUUUCCAUGGCUUUCAGGGAAAAGACUGUCGGAUACAAACGAACAGUAGAGUAGGAAACGGUUACAGAAUGUCGAUAGAAAAUUAGAUAAAACCCCUGAACUAAAGCGAGAGUACAACAACAACAUAAGCGAACAGUUAAGCCAAGGGGUAGUGGAAGUAGCCCCAGACACCCACUGGGGACCGGGUUUACUACAUGCCGCACAAACCGGUUGUGCGCCAGAAUGCUACCACAACAAAAGUACGAAUGGUCUUCGAUGCGAGUGCAAAACCUAAUGCAUCAGCUGAGAGCAUAAACGAUUGCAUAUAUACUGGCCCUCCGUUGCAACCACAUUUGUGGGACAUACUAGUACGAGCACGGUUAAUUAGAAUCUUAUAUUAGCAGACAUCCAGAAAGCUUUUCUUCAGAUUGAAGUGAAGGAAGAAGAUCGUGAUUCUUUCAGAUUCCUAUGCAACGUAAAUGGCAUGGAGAAACACCUACGUUUCACACGUGUGCCGUUCGGAGCGGAGGCAACAUUGCAACACCACCUCGGAAACCAACCCCCUGAAUAUCAAGAUAUCGUCGACGCGUUGAAGAAAAAUACCUAUGUGGACAAUUUAAUGUACGGUGGCGAGGAUCUGAGUAGCUUGGUGAAAUUCAAAGACGAAAGCAGCAGGAUCUUGGAAAGUGGUAAAUUUCCCGUCCACAAAUGGGAAAGUAAUGUCGAGUCCUUAGAAAGCAAUGACAUGCCAAACCUUACUAAAUUCUUGGAACAUAUGUGGGACAAACGGGAGGAAACCCUCGAGAUAACAGUUCCUGAUUACCCAGAAGGUGAUCCAGUGACCAAACGAAGCAUCCUUAGUCAUUUAGGAAGCAUAUAUGAUCCACUUGGGAUAAUCUCUCCUACCCUAGCUGAGGGGAAACGAAUCUAUCGCAAUGUGUGUGACGAGAAGAAAUGUUGGAAUGCGGAAGUUUCUCCUCAAUCGAAAUACCAAUGGUUGAAGUGGACUAAGCAGUUGAGGAAUGCUAAGGUGCCUCGAAGUAUUAAUAAGAGUAUCAAGAGAAUGAAAGCAGUUCACCCUCACGUCUUUGCGGAUGCAAGUACUUUUGCUUGUUGUUCAGUAGCUAUCGCUGUUGUGGAGAGUAAUACGGGCGUUGUCAAAGGCCUCCUAGCUUCGAAGUCGCGAAUAUCAAAACGGGACACGUCAAUUCCGAGGCUCGAGCUUGUCAGUGGUCAUAUGGCCGCAAACAUUGUAAGAAACCUGUGCAACGCUUUACGCGGAUGGCCUAUCAAGCAUAGAGAUUAUAAAUAACACUAGAGGGGGCAUCGAGGUUAAAAAUUGGGAACGCAGCUAAUGGGGGGCAAAUUCAAGUCCUGGGUAUAAAAUCGUGCUUUGAUUGGCUGAUUUAAAACUCGUCACCAAUGGAAACAGGAAUACAUAUCCGGGACUUAAAUUUGCCCCCCAAUUGCCGCGUUCCCUUUUUUUGACUGAAUUAAGAUUACAAUGCCUCCUCUAGUGUUAUUUAUAAUCUCUAUGCUAUCAAGUCCGUGAUCAUAUGGAUGGAUAGUCUUGUUGCAUUCUUUUGGAUAAACAAUCCGGGCAAAGCUUGGGAGGUGUUCGUAGCCAACAUAGUCAAGCAAAUGGCGGAGAUAACCGACGAAGUGAACAUUGUGUGGAAAUACUGUCCGACAAAGAUGAACCUUGCAGAUUUAGGAAGCAGGGGUGCAAGCAUUGAUAAGCUCGAGGGCCAAGAGUGGUUUGCAGGACCAAACUGGCUCCUCAGCGAGGACGAGUGGCCUGAACAACCCGAACUAAAGAAGAACAGAGAAACACAUGGUGAGUACAAAACUACUGAACCAAUCUUCUACUGUAAUGAGCAAGAAACCGAUGAAUGGGAUGAUCUACUCGAUCGAAGUUCAUAUUGGCGAACUUUACGGCCAGGAUUUUACGCUUUGUAAAUAACUGUCGUUCUAAAGCAAGGAGAGACAAACGAAGAAAUGGUCCACUAAAUACGGACGAAAUCACGAGUGCCAGAAAUAAAUGGGUGAGGAGAGUGCAGCAGAAAGAUCGGCCAGAUAUCCAGUCGCCGGGAUGGAGGUUGGUAGAAGAGCGUGACACCGGGGUACUCAAAUGCGAAGGACGAGUAACGAAUUAUCAGCCAAUAUAUCUUGGGAGAGGAGCGUUUGAGGACAAGCUUAUUUCUCAUGUCCACAUGAAUCAGAUCAUGCAUCUCGGUGUUUCAAACACAAUGACGACUCUUCGAGAACGUGGUGGAUUCCAAGGUUACGUGAGAAAGUGAAGAAAGUCAUCAACAAGUGUAACGUUUGCAAAUUAUAUUCGGCAAAUCCGCUUGAAGCCCCAAUCACAACGGAAGGUGACCGACCAUUUGAAGUGACCGGCGUGGACUUCGCAGGACCGCUGCACUAUAAAGUUACUAAGAAAGAUGACGGAAAAUGCUAUGUCUUAAUAUUUACGUGCGCAGCCUCAAGAGCGGUUCAUUUGGAAGUAACGAAAGAUCAAACGGCUACAGAAUUUCAGAGGAAACUCGAUGCUUUCAUUACCUGUAGAACGAGACCGCGUAUGAUAAUAUCGGACAACGUCACAACGCGCAAACUUUCAAAGUUACAGCUGAUUGGGUGAAGAUUAUAAGGAAGAGCGAGAAAAUGCAGAACUUUCUUGCAAACGAAGGAAUCAGGUGGCAAUUCAAUCUUGCGAAAUCCCCAUGGUGGGGAGGUUUCUACGAAAUGCUUAUUAAGGAAGUCAAGAAAACUUUAUAUAAAACGCUGGGGAAAUCUCACUUGUCAUUCGAGGGCAUGGAGCAAGUGGUAAUGGAUAUUGAGAAGAAUUUGAAUAAUCGGCCAUUGACGUACGUGGAGGGCGAGACAGAGUUGAAGUUGCUAACGCCAAAUGUUAUUAUGUGGGGAGGAAAUGCAUAUCCACUCGAGGAACUGGAAACAGACACGGACGAGUUGACAUCGAUGAACAGGCGGCUGAUUAACGCAAGACAACACGCAUGGCAACGCUGGAAAAGGGAGUAUAUGCACGCUUUAAUGGAACACAUCGUACAAAAAUAGGUACGCAUUGCGUACAUGUGGUUAGCCUAUAGGAUUGGCAAUUGUUAUAGCGUCAUAUAGCUGAUUUCGUUCAAUAUAAUGAACGAAAUAUCUUGGUUGAUUUUUCAACCAUUGAACCAUAAAAUGUUUAUUCUUUGUCGUAUGAAAUCAAAUACCGUAUAACAUAGCCAUAAUACAGCAACCUUUUUAACAAACCAGAAAGUAUUAAAUUAACUCUACUAUUUCGUUGUAAACGGCUAAAAUAACAUUUUAAAACUUUUUCUCGCUCAGUCACAAACAUCGUAGGUCGCUAAAAGCUGCCAACAUUUAAGAGAGCUUGUCUGUAAAAAUCGCAAUAAUUCACCAUUUUUUGGCAGAUAUGAAAAACUGAAAGUUCUUCAAUUUCCCUCGAUUUUAUAUAUAUUGUAGACCUAUCCAACCCCACAUAUUUACUGAAGUUUCAGCCAUGAAACACAAAAUGAAGAAAAGUUAGAGUACUUCAAAAAUCGAACCAAAAAUGACGCGAAAUGUCCAAGAAAUGUCGCUAAAUAAAGCAGUAAACAUCAUGUGCUGUGCUGAGCGCGCAUUAUAAAUUUUGGUCUGCUGUUCCAAUAUAUGUUUUUAGAAUAUAUGGAACUUUCUUGUGAUAUCUUUUCUCCAUAAAUCGAAAUGUUAUUGACUUGGUUAUUUUAGAUCAAAGAUGGUUGAAAUUUCCGGGUUCUCCAAACUAGCCAAAGUACGUCUUGGAAAUCGCCUAUUUAAAAAUGGUCCUACUUUCUUUUUAAAGGUACAUAUGCAUAAUUUGUUAGGGCUAGGAUGUAGUCAUUCGACGACGAUUUCAGAUGUUUGGGAUUCUUUUGUGUCUUGGCGAAAUUUGAUCUUAAACAUGUACAAUAUUAGCGUAAUUGCGUGCUUGUAUUUUAUUAACCGGCGCGUUCACGAUUCCAAUAUCUUAAUAAUAAUAAUAAUAAUAAUAAUAAAACUUUAUUUAAUGAGGGAUUACAUUGAUUACUUAAUAUAGUAUUCUUUCCAAUGGCCCUCGAUAUCUAAUAGUAAUAUAUAAAAAGAAAAUCCUAUUGAGAGUAACAUUGACAAUGAGUAAUAUGCUUACAAUCGAUGCAGCGGAAUUUAUUAACGUGAUCUACUUCAUAAUUCAAUUGAAUAAAGUAGGUUUUGAGCUUCUUUUUAUAAGAAUAAAUUGAGUGAUUUUCAAUAUCUUUUAAUUCGGAAGGUAGAGAAUUAAAUAAACUUGCACCACUGAAGGAAAUUUUGGAUUUUGCUUGCGUAGUCUUAACUGAUGGAACUUUUAAGUCUGUAAUAGACGAUCUAGUUGGAAUUGGAUGA